AUGCCUGGCGGCCCGGCUUUUCAUCAACCCGUGCACCAACCCGCUAUCCACCCUUCUCAACAGCCGCCGCAGCUCAUGAGCAGCGCCCAGGCAGGCCCUUGGACAGUACAUCCCGGUGCAGCACCUGGCGUGGUGAUGCCUGGUCAAGUGCCGGCAGCUUGGCACCAGCCUGCUGCUCAACAACAGCAGCAUCCUUGGGCGCCUCCGAGCAUCGCCAUGCCCGCCGCGUCCCAGUUCACUCCAGCACAGCAGCAGCCUCAGCCGUGGCCCCCUAGCAUGCCGGUCGCGAUGGACCCCAACACGUCCAUCUCCGUGCCGUUCUCCAGGCUCGCCCAACCUCCCGUCCCCGUCGCCUACCCUGGGCCACCACACCCGGGCGUAGCCGCCGCGACCAUCCCGCCGCACGCCCAGGGCGUACCGUCUUUCCCACAACCCCAGUGGCCAGCGCAGCCGUCGUACGCGCAUGGCUACGUCCUCCAACAACCGCACCAGAUGCAGCCGGCUCCGCAGGGCAACGACGACAUUCAGCGGCCCGUGGGCGGGGUGGCGGAAAGCAGCCAACACCAAGUAGCAAGCGUCACCCAAGAAGGGUUCGGCGCAGGCAACGCGCCCUCCACAACAGGCCUGUCCCUCUCGAACGAACUUGCGACCGCCCCGGCACCGAUCAUGGGCCAGCUCACUGCCAAUGAUGGUUCCGAGAGGAAGAAGGCCCGGGCUGCCGAGCCUGGCGAGGCAGCUGGCCGCGACAUCGCUGAUCCUGGCGGUGCUGGUCAUCCUGUCCAGGAUGGUGCUGGCAGCAGUGACGCAGACCCGGGGAAGACGGAGCUUGCCGGGGACGGGAAGGCAGAUGGCGAGGCGAAAACAGGGGAUGCACAACCGGAGGCCGCCGGUCCCGGAGGGGGAUGA
This is a messenger RNA of Thermothielavioides terrestris NRRL 8126, 906 nucleotides long. RefSeq lists its product as uncharacterized. The record is from RefSeq and is a predicted model, not a curated record. Lineage: Eukaryota; Fungi; Ascomycota; Sordariomycetes; Sordariales; Chaetomiaceae. The transcript has a single exon. Bases 1 to 906 code for a protein of 301 amino acids.